AUGAGACCGGACUUCCAAACACUAAUUCACUACCACCCCUCCCCAUUCUGGGUUCCAUCGCAGCAAGGCAGGACAUGGGCUGCCCCUGUCCCCACCAUCCUUGAUCUGCCAGCUCACAGAGGGCCCACCAUCAUUGAGCACCCAUUUACAAAGACAGGGCAACCUGAGCAAGUGGCCAUCACCACACACCAAUUCCCUAAUCUUUGUAUUCUGACAUGCACACAUGACCGUAUCCCCACCCUCUCUCACCUUUCAAGAUUCCAUAGCCAGCCAUUUGCACAAGUGGCAUGCCACAUCGCUCUGCCUGCCCUCACUAUUGUUUCAACCAAGCAAUAUGACAUCAUCCAUGUGAGCACUUCCCCCUUGCAUCCUCUCCCAGAAGCCACACAAGCCAUGCAGACCCAAUUCUGGGGCACUUGCACAAGUUCUACAAAGAUUUUUGACUUCUGGUGGCUCUGCAACCUCAACACGAGACAUUUCAUCAUGUUGCCAAAGUUCAGUUCCGAACCAUCAGUUCAGACUGAACUGGCAGAACCGAACAGACAGUUUGGUUACAGUUCCAGUUCUGGUCCAGGCUCGAGUGAAACAUUGAAUAAGAGGUGUGUUGGGUACACCAAUUCUUCUCUCAUCUCAUUAAUGUACCAAAGCUCGUUUGUUCGUCAAUGUCAUUUACAAUGGCAUCAGAACCUACAACUUAAUACAUUGGCUGCUGUACACAAAGCUCAUGAACCGCCUCACCCUCCUUUCUCCACUCCCUCUCAAACACAUCCCACCUCUUUCACAUCAAGCUACCAUUCCUGGACAUCCCUAAUGUUGCUUCGUAUCUCUGAGUCCUUCAUCUCCCCCACAGUGCUGGAGAAGAGUGCGUAUGUGUUUGCACAGAUGGAUGAAGGUGCAGCGGUGUCGUUGAGAGUACCAGAGGGUGCGUUUGAGGGGGAGGAGGGACGUGGUUGUUUUGUCCUGAGGCUGGGAUUGUCUUCAACUAAUGAUAUCAUGGCCAUGUUCAAGGCGGCGAAAUGGGGUGGGAAGGGUGCAUGGGUAGGAUAUGUUGUCGUUGGUGCAGUCAAGGUUGAACAUUAA
This is a messenger RNA of Laccaria bicolor S238N-H82, 1080 nucleotides long. RefSeq lists its product as uncharacterized. The transcript has 15 exons. Bases 1 to 1080 code for a protein of 359 amino acids. Lineage: Eukaryota; Fungi; Basidiomycota; Agaricomycetes; Agaricales; Hydnangiaceae. The record is from RefSeq and is a predicted model, not a curated record.